This is a messenger RNA of Erigeron canadensis, 1259 nucleotides long. RefSeq lists its product as uncharacterized. The transcript has 4 exons. The record is from RefSeq and is a predicted model, not a curated record. The coding region runs from base 191 to 1096 and encodes 301 amino acids. Lineage: Eukaryota; Viridiplantae; Streptophyta; Magnoliopsida; Asterales; Asteraceae.
CUUCUCCAAGCAACACACAAACACUUCACUUUCUCUCUCUAUAUCAUCUUUUUUUUCCCUUUCUCUCUCUAAAAUCUCAUUCAUUCUCCAUAAAUCUUUCUAUAAAACAAAAUCUUGAUUAAAAAGUUUAUUAAUUUCUCAUCCGGGUUUUCAUUCUUUUUUCGUAUACACCAAAAUCUUGAUUCAUUAAAUGGAACAGAGUAUGAAACAGAGUAUUGCCGGCACGGGUGGUUCUGCCACCGGUGGCUGCCGUAUUCCGUCGCAAGAUGAAGUUGAAGUUAUUGGAAUUUUACUGAAUUUACCCAAGAUAAUAUCAGUAUCAGAACUACUCAGUCAAUAUAGUUUUACUUGGGCUAGAAAAAAGAAAAGAUCUGUUUUGGUUUCUAAACAGGAUUUAUCUCUAUCACUUUUUAAUCAGCAGCCAGUUAAUGAAGUAAUUCAAUUUUUACCAGAGAAAGUUACUGCGGCUGAAGCGGAUAAAAGUCCUUCAACGCCACUCUGUUUUUUACCGUCUGUCGGUAAAAACUUGAAGAAAAAGGAAAUUGCUGAUUUAUUGGAGAGAUACAAUAUAAUGCAACAAGAACGAGAGAUUUUGUUAAAGAAAAUAAAAGCCAUGAAAACUCAUCACCAGGAACUUACUGCCCAAAACCUGGAGUUAAAAGCAAAAAGAGAUGAGAUUAUUUAUUCAAGAACAAAAGAAGAUUUUCAGUUAUGGAAUAAUGAUCCUGUACAACAUGUUUAUCAACAAAAUAAAAUGACAAUGUUUGCCCCUCCACAACAACAACAACAAUGUCAACAAUUCAUGUUAGAUCCUAAUCAUGGCAAACUAGCUUGCUCUAGUAACAAUAACAAUGGUACUAGAUUUGGGAUGCUCAAUCAUAUUGAUCCACGUGUCCACAAUAUUCAUGGAGAGGCUUAUGAUUUCAUGUCUCUAUUUCAACCAUUGGAUCAAAGUAAAUGUAUAAUAUCGGAUAAUGAAUUAAAGGCUAGAAAUGCAGCAGCUGCCAGGAAGAGAAGGAUUUUAAGGAUGAAACAUAUCAAGAACAAGAAUUCUUCUUUGUUGUCCAUGAAGAUGUCUAGAGGAGGUUGUAGAUGACAUAUAUAAUGUGUUUUGACUUGUGUUGGUCAACCUUUGUGGGGUUGUUUUGGUAAUUUCAUCUUAAAGAUGUCUUAAAUUACCAGUAUAACUUUUUUGCCUACUCUUAUGGCUCAUAUUUACUUAUCUAGUUGGGUAUUUUAUAUGGAUUUUUGGAGUUCAA